Molecule: messenger RNA, 882 nt
Organism: Penicillium verrucosum
Lineage: Eukaryota; Fungi; Ascomycota; Eurotiomycetes; Eurotiales; Aspergillaceae
Product: aromatic alcohol reductase
Exons: 2
Coding region: 1-882 (293 amino acids)
Molecular function (GO): oxidoreductase activity
Source: RefSeq, a predicted model, not a curated record
AUGGCAAGCAUCAAGGUUGCCCUUGCUGGGGCUAGCGGGAAUCUCGGUCCUGCGGUGCUCAAGGAGCUGCUCAACGCAGGCUUUGACGUGACUAUUCUCACCCGACAGGGUAGCGACAAGACCUUUGACUCUCGUGCCCACGUCGCACAGGUGGAUUAUGAGUCCCUCGACUCGCUCAAGACCGCUCUGUCCGACCAGGACGCUGUAGUCAGCACUUUAAAUGUUGGCGCAGUUCCCAAGUCCAUCCAUCUGCGCUUGAUUGAUGCAGCCGUGGCAACUGGUGUUAAGCGGUUCAUCCCUUCGGAAUACGGCUGCGACUCCAAGAAUCCCCUCACUGCUAAAUUGCCUGUUUAUGGCGAUAAGAUUGCCGUUCAGGAGCAUCUCAACAACGUCGCUCAGCAAUCUGGGCUCAGCUACUCGCUGCUCAUUACUGGCCCCUUCCUCGACUGGGGUCUUAAGCAUGGCUUCGUGCUUAACCUUACUGGUCCGGCUACGCUAUAUGAUGGCGGUGAUCGCCGCUUUAGCGCAACCACUCUCGCCGGCAUCGGCAAGGGAGUUGUUGGAAUCAUCAACAACCUUGAAGCCACUAAGAACUCCACAAUUUAUAUCGAAGAGGCUAGGGUCACUCAGAAUGAGCUGCUGGAAUUGUCUGGCAAGAGCAUUGAGACGAAUGUUGUUAAGACCAUAGACCUGGAACAGGAAGCUUUUGCUGAACUGGCUAAGCCGGCCCCCAACCCGGUAAUCUUUGCUACUAAGUUCAUUCUACGGGCUAUCUUUGGUGAAGGAUUUGGUUCUCUUUUCGACUCUGAGAAGGUUUCUAACGAUUUGUUUGGACUGAAGACUCUGUCGAAGGAGGAACUCCGCGGUCUUAUCCCGCAGUGA